Molecule: messenger RNA, 7162 nt
Organism: Camelus dromedarius (Arabian camel)
Lineage: Eukaryota; Metazoa; Chordata; Mammalia; Artiodactyla; Camelidae
Gene: SLC26A2
Product: solute carrier family 26 member 2
Exons: 3
Coding region: 237-2459 (740 amino acids)
Biological process (GO): transmembrane transport
Cellular component (GO): plasma membrane
Molecular function (GO): chloride transmembrane transporter activity; bicarbonate transmembrane transporter activity; oxalate transmembrane transporter activity
Source: RefSeq, a predicted model, not a curated record
GGUUGCCUGCUAGCCGCUCCCCUCAGUCCCGCCCGGCAGCGCUCCGCCUCCUCCAGGGGCCGAGUAAUGGGCGGGCAAGGGGACGGGCCGGUUAAAGGGAGGCCGACCCGGGAGUGGGUGCCUCUGCCAGCGCCGUCUUAUCCCCUCGGUCUGGCCACGGCGGAGGACGCGCUUCGGUACCUCGUGGCACGGGACGGCCCAGACCCGAGAGGAAGCUGAAGCAUCUAUCUCCAGAAAUGUCUUCAGAAAGUAAAGAGCAAGAUGACCUUUCAUUCAAGGACUCCCUUGAAGGAGACGACCAGUACAGUCCUCCAUCUAGGAUCCAUCUGGAGCAUGAAAAGGAAUCAAGUACUGUCUUCAAGGAAGAGGCCAAUGAUCAAUGUAUACCUUAUCCUGGGAUCCAUUUGGAGCCUCAAGAGAAACCAAAUACUAACUUCAAGCAGUUUGUCAUGAAAAAACUACAAAAAAGUUGCCAGUGCAGUCCAACCAAAGCCAAAAAUAUGAUUUUUGAUUUUCUUCCUGUUCUGCGGUGGCUUCCAAAAUACCAGCUGAAGAAAAACAUUUUAGGAGAUGUGAUGUCUGGCUUGAUUGUGGGCAUCUUAUUAGUGCCCCAAUCCAUUGCUUAUUCUCUCUUGGCUGGCCAAGAACCUGUCUACGGUCUAUACACAUCUUUUUUUGCCAGCAUCAUUUAUUUCCUGUUUGGUACCUCCCGUCACAUCUCUGUGGGCAUUUUUGGAGUACUGUGCCUUAUGAUUGGUGAAGUAGUUGACCGAGAACUACAAAAAGCCGGCUAUGACACUGCCCAUAUUCCUCCUUCUUCAGGAAUGGUUUCAAAUGAGAGCACAUUAUUAAACCAGGAAUCAGACAGGAUAUGUGACAGAAGUUGCUAUGCAAUUACAGUUGGCAGCACUGUAACAUUUAUGGCUGGAGUUUAUCAGGUAGUGAUGGGCUUCUUUCAAGUGGGCUUUGUUUCAGUCUACCUCUCAGACGCCUUGCUGAGUGGAUUUGUCACUGGUGCCUCCUUCACUAUUCUUACAUCUCAGGCCAAGUACCUCCUUGGGCUCAGCCUUCCUCGGAGUAAUGGCGUGGGCUCACUCAUCACUACUUGGAUACAUAUCUUCAAAAACAUCCAUAAGACUAAUCUCUGUGAUCUUAUCACCAGCCUUUUGUGCCUUUUGGUUCUUGUGCCAACCAAAGAACUCAACGAGCAUUUCAAGUCCAAGCUCAAGGCACCGAUUCCUACUGAACUCAUUGUCGUUGUGGCGGCCACAUUAGCCUCUCAUUUUGGAAAACUAAAUGAGAAAUACAGCACCAGUAUUGCUGGACAUAUUCCCACUGGGUUUCUGCCACCCAAAGCACCGGACUGGAACUUAAUUCCUAAUGUAGCUGUGGAUGCAAUAGCUAUUUCUAUUAUUGGUUUUGCUAUCACUGUAUCACUUUCUGAGAUGUUUGCUAAGAAACACGGCUACGCAGUCAAAGCUAAUCAGGAAAUGUAUGCCAUUGGCUUUUGCAAUAUCAUCCCUUCCUUCUUCCACUGCUUUACUACUAGCGCGGCUCUUGCAAAGACAUUGGUUAAAGAAUCCACAGGCUGCCAAACUCAGAUCUCUGGUGUGGUGACAGCUCUGGUUCUUUUGUUGGUCCUCUUGGUAAUAGCUCCAUUAUUCUAUUCCCUUCAGAAGAGUGUCCUUGGUGUGAUCACGAUUGUAAAUCUCCGAGGAGCCCUAUGUAAAUUUAAGGAUCUGCCCAAGAUGUGGAAGGUUAGCAGAAUGGAUACAGUUAUCUGGUUUGUUACUAUGCUGUCCUCUGCACUGAUAAGUACUGAAAUAGGCCUGCUUGUCGGGGUUUGUUUUUCUAUGUUUUGUGUCAUCCUCCGCACUCAGAAGCCAAAGAGUUCAUUGCUUGGCUUGGUGAAAGAGUCCGAAAUCUUUGAAUCCACGUCUGCCUACAAGAACCUUUGGACUAAGCCGGGCAUCAAGAUUUUCCGCUUUGUAGCCCCUCUCUACUACAUAAACAAAGAAUAUUUUAAAUCUGCUUUAUACAAAAGAACUCUCAACCCAGUCUUAGUGGAGGCAGCUCAGAAGAAGGCAGCAAAGAAAAAGAUCAGAAAGGAAAUAGCAACUCUCAGUAGAAUCCAGGAUGAAGUUUCAGUGCAGCUUUCCCACGACCCCUUAGAGUUCCACACCGUGGUGAUUGACUGCAGUGCAGUGCAGUUUCUGGACACUGCAGGGAUCAACACACUGAAAGAGGUGCGCAGAGACUUCAGAGCUGUUGGCAUUCAGGUUCUGCUGGCUCAGUGCAAUCCCUCCGUGAGGGAUUCCCUGGCCCGGGGAGAGUAUUGCAAACAGGAAGAAGAAAACCUUCUCUUUUAUAGUGUAUAUGAAGCAGUGACUUUUGCCGAAGAAUCUCAGAAUCAGAAAGGAACAUAUAUUCCCAAUGGUCUGAAUUUUUCCACUGAUUGAUUGAGAAAGUAGGUGGAAGGAUGAAUACUGUCUAGCCAACAGGCUAAAAUUUCAGGUGUGUAACAUAGCAUCUGGCUUUUAAUUGGAAAGCACCAUUCCUCUCAGGCACAGUCUUAACAGGAGUCUGAUGGCUGAGCAGGUUUGUGAAAUCCCACCAGCCAGCCCCACAUUGUACAGAACACUUUUAGUAAUACAUUUGAUGUUUUAGUCAUGUCUUUUUGUUUAGGGUAAGUAGGUAAGAAAAGAGCUCUUUAUAAUCAGCAAAAAUAAUGAGAAUCCUCCCUGUCUUCUGUGGUCCCUAUCUGUCCCUGUUUCUGAGCAUUUCUCUACCAUUAAGCUCUGUUUUAGCUUUGUCAUUUACUAUGUUUCCCAUAGAAUCUGUCCUAACUGAUAACCAGUGUCAGGUUUGCCAGAUAAAAGGCAGAAAGCUGAGCCAGCAGUUUUAUAUAGCGUUUUAAAUGAGCCUGAGGCAAACUGUUAGGGACAGAUUGCAAAAAGGAAUGAUUGACAGUUUCCCUUAAGAAUUUGUUUAUUUAGCAGUGAUUUUUUUUUUCCCCUUCCCAUGGCAUUUUAGCAAGGGUCGGCUGGGGACUGACAGUCUUUCUCAUAUUUGAGAAGCCACUGUUCAUUACUCUACAAGGAAAAUGUAACCAGUAGAAAAGAGUGCACAGAAGUGAUAAAGUACUUCCAAAAGAACAUCAGUAAUUAAUUUAUAGAUGUUUUGGUGAAAACAAAGCUAAUGCUUACUGCCAUGUACCCUUUUGAUGUACAAUAAAUAUUGAUGACAGUGACAGCUUUCAACUCUUUGGGCCACCUAAAACUAUUAUGCAAGAGGAUUUGGAAGCAUUACAUUCAUACAACCCAAGUUCUGCAGGUGUAUUAUUUAUGAGAGCUGGUCACAGGUUGUGGCACAGGAAUAGUUCCUUUUGAAAAACAUGUCCUACACUGAAAGCUUAUAGUUCUGUAUCUGGACCUUAAUGGGUGAGGGAAAAAAAGUAAGUUUUCCAAAGUUAGGACUAAGAGACUAAUUUAUGUGAGAUUGAAACAUUUAGCCACACCAUUUAAAACAAAAUAAAAAUUGCAAAAGUGCUGAAUCAUUUUUUAAACCUACUCCUACUUUCUAAACAUUUUAAAUAUUUAUGAGAAGCAAAUCUUACAUCUGUUGGAAUGGGAUGCUUUUAGGCAUACUUAGCUUUCUUGUUGGCUCCAUAAACUGUCAAGUGUUGAUUUUCUUUUGGUAGAAAUCUGCCCAUCAGUUUACAUGGAAAAUGCCUUUCCAUUAUUAAAACAAAGCUGUUCCUUGGGAGCUGCAUUUCUAUCUUUGAGGUCAUUACAUGAUUAAAUGUAAUAGUGUCCUGAAUUUUGACAUCCUUUUAGGACUUAAGUCUAUAGAGUCUCAGAAAUGUUAACUACUGUUUGUAUUUGUGUGGUUUUUGUUUAUUUUUAGCCAAUAUUUGCAUUUUCUAUCUAGUCUUAUGAAUAGCAAUGGUAAAAUUACUGUGUCUUUGUCUGUCAUUUGUUUUUCCUCUCUCUUGUCUUUCCCCCAAGCCAGGUCUGAAUCCAUACCAUUAUAGAUAUCUAAUGCCAUUGAUGGAGUAUUGAGUACAUGUUCACGAUGACUAAUUUAGAAAAAACAAGUGCAGCAAAAAAAAAAAAAAAAAAAAGUCAGUCCAAAGAAUUUGGAAAAUCUCUUUGAAGAACAAAGUAACAGGAUUUGAUCUUUACCUGACAUUUCUGUCCAUAUGUGGGUAUAAAUAGUUCUGGAACUUUAUACAAUUAGCAAAUUCUUGAAUCGUAUUCUGGUUUAUUCUUCUCCCACCUAUACAAACAAACAAACAAACAAAUAAGAGAUUCUGCUUUUAGAAGCCAUUUAUAAAAACAUUUAAGUUAUCACUAUAAUUUAUAUCUCACCUUCUUCUCUGCUUGGAUUGAGGUCUACCAGCACUUACACAUUGUUCAGCUUUUUUGACUGCUAAUUUUUUAAAGGAGUCAAACCUGAAACCAAAGCCCAAUUCACAAACAAAACUAAUGUUUUCAUUUGCUUUCUUACUCAAGGACUUGGACUUUAGUCAUUAAAUGAUACUUUACACACUUGACUGAUAUGGAAAUAUCCUGCUUACUCUAAACUGUAGAGUCUAAAGGAAGCAUAUUCUCAUUGCUUAUUGACAGAUGUACAAAAUUCUGAAUAUAUUAAAAUGUCCAUUUAAUUGAAAUGUAGUGUGUAUACUAUUGAUGGUUAAAACUCUUACAACCAGAGGGAUGGAGUUUGCCAGUGCACAGAGAGAUUAAGGGUAAUAUUCAAGAGACAGGUGAAUGGAAUAGACCAUUGAAAAGACUAUCUCUGGCCAACCGAGGGAGGAAAGAAAGGGACUCAGUUGAAUAGGAUCCAAUUCUUGGUUAGCCCCACACAACAAUAAGGAGAUCAGGAGUAAGAGCCACACUUCUGCCGCACCUUAGUUUGAGAGCAAGGUCAGACUGGAUUGUUCCUAGAAGGGCAGGAGCACCUGGUAGCUAAGGUUGGGGUAAGAGCCCUGGUUGACGUACUCUAGAGCACUAGAUUGAGUGCCUGUAGCCUCUGAUGGUGGUAAAACUGACAGGUGUCUAGUUGACUUUUUUUUUUUAAGAAGAAGCAAAGGAAAACAAGGUUUGGAUAGUCUGACUUAACUUUUAAACGAUAGUAGACAUUGAAGCCAAAAUUUGUUGGUAAAUCUACAGUAUGGUAAAUGGUGAUCUUUAAAUAUGUGUCAUUGGUGUUAGAUGAGUUCAUUAGACUCUUUUAAUGUUGAUGACCACAUUUUAACAAGAAUAGUAGUUAUCUGCAGAGGUAUUCUGUUAGUAAUUUGUCAUUUAAGAAUAUAUUGGGUGUUAGCCAUGAUCUUAAUGUAAAAGUGAGAAAAGGUCUAUAAUGAAUUUCUUGGGAAGUUAAUUUGAGCCUACAAGUUACAAUGAUAAAUGGUAAAUUCAAGCUGUGUGAUGCUUAUUAAUGUUCUUAAUGGAUUAUUUUCUGCUAUCUAUUGCUAUAGGUGAGCCAUAGCAUCAAGGUAGACAAUAACUCUUAACACUUCUUAAGGAUCUAUGCAGGAGUCUAGGGCCAGGUGCCGGGACAGUAGUACUAAAUCCGGUAGGUGGGCUCUGUGGUAACUCUACUAGGUAAUACACAGGGGCACUUGGCUAAAGCUCAGCCUGGGCUGAGGGCUGAGUGGGAGGCAGACAACUGAUGCAAACAAGGAGGUGUUGAUGCCCUGGUCUAUUCAAGGAAUGAUUGCACAGUGAUAUUACUUUGCUUAAUUUUUCUGUUCUUUAUCUUUAAUGUCUUUUUUUUUUCAUAUUUUAUCUAUUUUAGUGGUGCCUUAUUUGAAAUGGCUUUAAAAACUGCAAAAAGAAAAAAAUUGGAUCUAGAAAGCUUUUAUAUUGUGAACUGAUUAGGCUUUUAUAUAUAUAUAUAUAUAUAUAUAUAUAAAUAAAGAUUUUAGAUAAUCAUGAAUGGAAUCAUUCAUUGGAGUGCUAAUAACACUCAAGUAGGCCAAAAUAAUAUAACAGCUAGUCUGUUAUAGCCUAUUAUUAAAGUAAAAUACUAUUGCAAUACUGUAAGUAUACAAUUUUAGGGUUUUUUUUUUUAAUGUUAGUAACUUUAGAAAUGGAGAAUUUAGAUGUGGGAGUGGGGGAGAUUUAUUUUUAUAAGGUAAUUUUUUUCCCUAACUAUAUUUUUAAAAGGUGUUUUCACCUGGAAUUUUAAAGUAAACAUGUUAAAUACAGUUGGGGAAGUUAAAUAAGCAUUAUACCAAGUAGUGGAUUUUUGUGUAUUUUAUUUUUCUCUUAGUGAUGUAAAGCUAACUAGGAGACCUUGAAUUAAAAGUAGGAGAUAAACUGAAUUAAGAAAACUGGAACAAUGAAGGACACUACGUGCUUUUACUGGAUAUACCAUGUUUGUAAAUCUACACUGGAACCUUAUAUAACCUUUCUUGGACUUCAAUUAUGGCUCUGAAAUCAGCCACAUAAUUAUAAUGCUUACUGUAAAAUAUCAAUGGCAGGAUUUUCUAACUGAAGGUUUUUUUACUUGGCAAACAGACAGGCAGCCUUAGCCAGAAAGGAUUUUUAACUGCAGUUCUAAGAAACUUUAAGGAGGUUCUCCUUCCCCGCUGCCAUUGUCCAUCCUCAAAGUAAUGUUCCAUGGAAUGAAACUGCUCUUGCUUUUCAAUUCAAAUCAGUUGGGAAAUUAGUUUGAGUUCUUGGUGCUGCCAUGAUUUCUCAAAAAUUAGUGUGAACAAACCAAUCUAUAUAAAACACUAACAUUUUUAAUCUCCUUUGCAAUUUUAUAUGCAAAUCAAGACAAAUUCAGGGUGGUAGUUGAAUGAACUUAAAUUCUCAUUCUUGUCCGUUAACUAAAAAAGUAUACUGCCCUUUUUUCCCCAUUAGUCAAGGCUAAUGACUUAGGAAUAUGUUUUAUACCACAUAUAUCUUUUUUAAUUAAAGCAAGUGCCUUGAUGUUAUUCCAUAUAAAUCAUGCCUAAGCCUCUAUGGGAUGAGGAUGAGUUAUUGAUGGAUUACAGCCUAUUGCGGGAGAGAGGGAGUUGAUUAAUAGCAGAUCCUUUUCUUCUGUAGGGAUAUGUUUGUGAUGUUUAUUAUAUAAGGUCUUAUAUGUGUUGAGGUCUAGAGGUGUCAUGUCAUUUUUCUGCCAAUAAAUUGCUAUUCUAAUAAAAUAA